Messenger RNA from Alligator mississippiensis (American alligator), 7284 nucleotides. It is a transcript of the gene DNMT3A, whose product is annotated as DNA methyltransferase 3 alpha. NCBI's taxonomy places the organism in Eukaryota, Metazoa, Chordata, Crocodylia, Alligatoridae. Gene Ontology annotation, molecular function: DNA (cytosine-5-)-methyltransferase activity. The record is from RefSeq and is a predicted model, not a curated record. The coding region runs from base 127 to 2943 and encodes 938 amino acids. Gene Ontology annotation, cellular component: cytoplasm; nucleus. Gene Ontology annotation, biological process: negative regulation of DNA-templated transcription. The transcript has 23 exons.
GCCUGGGGCGGCGCUGGCCCCACCGCUCUGCCCUCCCCGAGCUGGCGGUUAAUCAUUGAUGGGAGCGUCUGGGGGGCUGGCCUGGGCGGAAAGUGUUCACGAGGCCUUUGGCGUGACCGGGAAACCAUGCUCCAUCCGUGGGGACCGCUGGCCGCUAUCUGGGCCCUGCCGGCUUCCCCCCCGUCAGGCCCCGUGGAAAGCAGCGAAGCAUCCAAAGACACUGCCUCAGUCCCAAAGUGCCACCCGCCCUGCCAGGAGGCUGGCUCUACCGAGCAGGUGCCCAACGGAGACGCCGAGACGGACGGAGACAGCGGCACGACCCCCAAGGGCAGGCAGCAGCCGGCCGAGGACGAGACGGACAGCCUGGCGGACGGCGAGCCGGGCCGCGCCCUGGAGAACGGCCGCUGCACCCCCAAGGACGGCCUGGACCCCCAGGCCGAUGAGGGCAAAGAAGAGAAGGAAGAAAACACCUACGAGACGAUGAAAAUGGAGGGAUCGCGAGGCCGCCUGCGUGGAGGCCUGGGCUGGGAGUCGAGCCUGCGCCAGAGGCCCAUGCCACGUCACACCUUCCAGGCCGGGGACCCCUACUACAUCAGCAAGAGGAAGCGGGACGAGUGGCUGGCCCGCUGGAAGCGUGAGGCAGAAGCUGGUGCCGAGGAGUGCAGUAAGGACCCUCCAGGAGCGCAGCCCCGUGCGGGCAGGAGAGUCCCGGCAGGGCCAGCUCCCCCACAGCCGGCCCCGCCAGCGUCACCUGGGGAAGGAUCCAGGUUUCCUCGCAGCCUGGGGCCUCUCGGGCAUGUUCGCGAGGCGCAGACUGAUAACCCGCCGGCCUCCCAGCUUCACAAGGCUGAGAAGAAGGCCAAGGUCAUCGCCGUGAUGAACGUGGUGGAGGAGACGCCCCGGGCAGAGCCCCAGAAGGAGGAGGAGGCCAGCCCGCCCGCCUCGCAGCAGCCCACCGACCCUGCCUCGCCCAAUGUGGCCACCACGCCUGAGCCAGUGGUGGCCGACGCCGUGGACAAGAGCACGUCCAAGUCGGCCGACGACGAGCCGGAGUAUGAGGAUGGCCGCGGCUUCGGCAUCGGCGAGCUGGUGUGGGGCAAGCUGCGCGGCUUCUCUUGGUGGCCCGGGCGCAUCGUGUCCUGGUGGAUGACGGGGCGCAGCCGCGCGGCCGAGGGCACCCGCUGGGUCAUGUGGUUCGGAGACGGCAAGUUCUCGGUGGUCUGCGUGGAGAAGCUCCUGCCCCUCAGCUCCUUCUCCAGCGCCUUCCAUCAGGCCACCUACAACAAGCAGCCCAUGUACCGCAAAGCCAUCUACGAGGUCCUGCAGGUGGCCAGCACCCGGGCAGGGAAGAUCUUCCCGGCGUGCCCCGAGAACGACGAGACGGACACGUCCAAGGCGGUGGAGAUCCAGAACAAGCAGAUGAUCGAGUGGGCUCUGGGGGGCUUCCAGCCAUCGGGGCCCAAGGGCCUGGAGCCGCCGGAAGAGGAGCGCAACCCCUACAAAGAAGUUUACACAGAGAUGUGGGUGGAGCCAGAAGCCGCCGCCUACGCCCCCCCUCCGCCCGCCAAAAAGCCCCGGAGAAACACAACGGAGAAGCCGAAGGUCAAGGAGAUCAUCGAUGAGCGCACCCGAGAGCGGCUCGUGUACGAGGUGCGGCAGAAGUGCAGGAACAUCGAAGAUAUCUGCAUCUCCUGCGGGAGCCUCAACGUCACCCUGGAGCACCCGCUCUUCAUCGGAGGGAUGUGCCAAAACUGCAAGAACUGCUUUCUGGAGUGCGCGUACCAGUACGACGACGACGGCUACCAGUCCUACUGCACCAUCUGCUGCGGCGGGCGCGAGGUGCUCAUGUGCGGGAACAACAACUGCUGCAGGUGCUUCUGUGUGGAGUGCGUGGACCUGCUGGUGGGCCCCGGCGCGGCCCAGGCGGCCAUCAAGGAAGACCCCUGGAACUGCUACAUGUGCGGGCACAAGGGCAUCUACGGGCUGCUGCGGCGGCGAGAGGACUGGCCUUCCCGCCUGCAGAUGUUCUUCGCCAACAACCACGACCAAGAGUUUGACCCGCCAAAGGUUUACCCGCCAGUCCCGGCUGAGAAGAGGAAGCCCAUCCGCGUGCUCUCGCUCUUCGACGGGAUUGCCACAGGUCUGCUGGUGCUGAAGGAUCUGGGCAUCCAGGUGGACCGCUACAUCGCGUCAGAGGUGUGCGAGGACUCCAUCACCGUGGGCAUGGUGCGGCACCAGGGCAAGAUCAUGUACGUCGGGGACGUGCGCAACGUCACCCAGAAGCACAUACAGGAAUGGGGCCCCUUUGACCUGGUGAUCGGAGGAAGCCCGUGCAACGACCUCUCCAUCGUCAACCCUGCCCGGAAGGGCCUGUACGAGGGCACCGGGCGGCUCUUCUUCGAGUUUUACCGCCUCCUCCAUGAAGCCCGGCCCAAGGAGGGCGACGACCGGCCCUUCUUCUGGCUCUUCGAGAACGUGGUGGCCAUGGGCGUGAGCGACAAGCGGGACAUCUCGCGCUUCCUCGAGUCCAACCCCGUGAUGAUCGAUGCCAAAGAGGUGUCUGCCGCGCACCGGGCCCGGUACUUCUGGGGUAACCUUCCCGGUAUGAACAGGCCCCUGGCAUCGACCGUGAACGACAAGCUGGAGCUGCAGGAGUGCCUGGAGCACGGCAGGAUAGCCAAGUUCAGCAAAGUGCGAACCAUCACCACUCGCUCCAACUCCAUCAAGCAGGGCAAGGACCAGCACUUCCCCGUCUUCAUGAACGAGAAGGAGGACAUCCUGUGGUGCACGGAGAUGGAGAGGGUCUUCGGCUUCCCAGUCCAUUACACAGACGUGUCCAACAUGAGCCGCCUGGCCAGGCAGAGACUGCUGGGCAGAUCCUGGAGCGUGCCAGUGAUCCGCCACCUCUUUGCUCCCCUGAAGGAGUAUUUUGCCUGCGUCUAGAGGGGACGCGCGCGCAGGAACUGGUGCCGCGGAGCUCCCCGCAGCCACCACCGCCCAGGAGAGCAGCGACCACGCGGACGACAGAAGAAUCAGCACCCGGACGCCAGCACGGGCCCGCCCCGCCCGGGCCCCGGCGCCCCCACGAGGCCGCCCGCGCCGCCCCCCCACAUUCAGCUUUUAGCCUAUUUAAAAAGAAAAAAAAAGGAAAAAAAAGAAAACGAAAGAGAGAGAGAGAGAGAGAGAAAGCAAGAAAAAAGCCAAGCCUUUUUUUUUGGUAACCCUUUAAUUCCCCACUCGUUUCUGGACGGGUCUUUCUGCGAGCUUGGUUCCCGCGGCUCCCGGCCGCCAGCAGAGACGAGGGAGGCUUGCCCUGUCCGGAGCAGGAGGGAGACGCCACGCCGCGGUCGCAGAAGCCCAGAGAGGGGCCCGCAGAGGAGGAGGAGGAGGAGGAGGAGGUGGCGGCAGCCCCGGCGGGCGUCCGAGGGCCGCGCGGGCAGGUUGGGCCCGGCCGGCUCCUUCCCUCCCGGCGCUGGAGCCUCGCGCCCGCCCGCCAAGACAAGCCGCCGCGCCGGGAAGCCGAGAACGCACGCGCCACAUCACACCCUUUUCUACAGUAUCUUGGGUGCCUACCAUACAGGAGACCUUGAAGAAAGAUCCUAGAAGCCGCUGUUACCUCUUGUUUACAGUUUAUAUAUAUAUGAUAGAUAUGAGAUAUAGAUAUAUAUAUAUAUAAAAGGUACUGUUACUACUGUACAACCUGACUUCAUAAUGGUGCUUUUCAACAGCGGGGUGAGUCGAAACAUCAGCUUCCAUGUUGCCUUACGGGCCGGGGCUUUCCGGGGGGCACGGGGCAGGCCACGGCGCGGCCCCCCCGGGCGGCGAGCGCGGGACGGGGCAGGGCCGGGAGGCAGCCUGGGCCCCCAGUCAUGCAAUAACCUUUUUUCUCUUGUCUCAAAGGAAAGCCUCCCGUCCCCGCCGGGGGGAGGAGAGGGGCCGGGGCCCGGGAGAGCGAGCCCCCGCGGGAGAAUAAACAACGUACACGCGUACUGGUGCUGUUCUGCGUACGUCGCCUUUGUGUGUUCUUUUCCGAGGGGCGCCCUCCCCACCCAGCCCCAGCCGGAUGGCCGGCUCCGGGGAUGCUGCGUCCUCGGAGUCCACGAUCCUGCUUGCGUCGGCGGCUCCCCGUGUGCUGGGGCGCGGGCAGGCAGCCGGCGCCAGGGAGGUAGGGCGAGAGGCCGCGGGGGAGAGCUGGGGACGGUGCUACUCCGGUGUCCCCAGCCCCGGAGGCCAGGCCGGAGCAGCAGUGCGGGGGGGGGAGCUGGGGCCGCUACCCGGCCCAGGUGCUAUGUUUGCAGAGGCGCGUGGCCAAAGCUAAACUCGUAGGGCCACGUUCUCUGCUGGAGCCGCACCCCCACGCCUGCUGAGGGCCUGGCCGCCAGGGAAGCCCACGGGGCAGGGGCCUGUGGCUCCGGCAGCCCCCCAGGGCUGAUGGUGCUGGGCUGAGGGCCCCCUGCCUUGUGGGCCAUGCCCUCCCCCGGGGCACACGCCCCCUCUCCCUCCCGCGGUGCUGUAGGCUCACGCCCACGUAGGCAUGUGACGCACCCCGGGCCUUCCAGCCGGCUCCUACCCACGUGCACACAGGCCAUGGAGCACGCCUUUCCCCAUGCACACGCGCACCAUAGCACACACCCUGUCACCCCGGAGUGUCGCGGUGAAGGCACAUGGCCCCUCCUGUCCGCACGUGCAGACGUGCUGCGAGGAGGACCCCUCUGUUAGCAUGGACACACAUGCAUGCACACACACGCACACAUGCCAGGCAGUGCUGGCAGCUCUCUGCCCACCGGGCAGGUUCUGCGUGCAGGCCUGCAUGAGUACACGCCCUCUUCACGUCCGGUCCUCUGGGGCGGCUCGUGCUGGCGUGUGCGCGUGCACGCCUGCAUGCAUGCAGCCCGGGAGGCAGUGCGGCGCUGGGCUGCUGCAGGUGCUUCCCCACCCCCCGUGAGGCAGGUCAGGCCAGUCAUGGGCUCCUCCCAGCCCUGGGGUGUGGGGGUUCAUGCCCCCCAGCCCAGACUCUUUCAUGCCCCAAAAGGGCACCAAGCUAAGCUAGGGCAGGACAGGGCAGGCUGCAGUGCCUCCCCGGGCACAGUCGUGCCCCUUUAGAGCCAUAGGCACAGAGAUCUGCAGAGGGGAGCAGGCAGCGGGACGUGUGGGGCUUGCCAGGAUCCAGCGGGGACUGGGGCCUGGCUCCCUGGCAGGAGGGCUGUGGCUCCACGAUCAUUCAUGCAGCUACACCGGAGCUGCAGCCUGGCUGCCAGGGACGCCCCCAGCUCCCUUGGCCCCUGGGCGCUGGGUAGGCCGGGCCAUGGAGGGCAGGAGCAGGGUGCUGCUAACCUUGGGCACAGCUAAGCCGGGACGGAGCAGCGAGGGCCUAGUGUAGAUACAGCCCCGCAGCCACCAGCCUUCCCCAGGACCCCGUGGGCUAGCACGGCCCUUGCCUCUUGUGCUCGUGGCUCUUGGGGCAGGAGGGGCUCAGGGCUGAUGUCUGCGGGGGCCAGAGCUGACGGAGAAGGGCAGGCGCAGUCGGGGCAGACAGAGCCGCAGGGAGGGACCGGUGCUACGGCGUGGGGGGCGGCUCCGGCCCCCGUCGCCAUCUCCUUCCGUAACUGUGAAUGGUGCUGGGGUCUCUCAGGACGCGGGGGCACGGCAGCUUGCUAGCGCGGGAGCAGGGCAUCCCCCGUGCCCAGGCUCCCCCUGCCUCACCCCCUUGCCCGGGGUGGGGACAACAUAGCCAGCGGAGUCGGCCACGGCUCCUGUGCCGCCCGGGCCGCGUGACUGGUGCUAACGGGGCAGCUCCAGGCCCCCGAGAACUGCACGCGCCCCGGGGGGACGGGGACGGGCUUUCUGGGGCUCUGGACCGCCCGGGGGGGGGCACAGCCCAGCCUGGCACCAGCUCUUAAUCUUUACGUUUUGGUAAAGCAGGCCGGACGCGCCCCGUCCCCGCGCCGGGCUCCCCCGUCUCAGCCCGGCCGUGCCCCGGGGCUGCGCCGGGGGGGCCGUGAGCCCCGCGACCCGCGGGGAAAAUCAGGUCCCUGUGGUCUCUCCACAAACUGGAAACUCUGGGAAGGGACCUUGGGCCAAGCUCUGAGCCGUCUGUUUCUCCCCUCCCCGCUCCCCGCCUCCGCGGGGCUUUGGGGUCUUCGGGGCCAUCUGCCGCCGGCCACGGGGGCAGGCCCUGGAGUCCUCCAAAGCCCAACGCGCAGCUUUUUAGUUGAAAUAAAAAAAGAGGAUAAAAAAAUCCCCUCCCCCCUGCCCCCCAGAUCGGGUUGCAAAGCCCAAGAUCGUCCCUAUCCCCAAAAUACAAAAGCCUAAAUCCCUUAAAAGAAUCUGCCGCGGGAGGAGGUGACAAAAAAAAACAACAAAAAAAAUACAAAAAAACAAGGUGCUAAAACAUUUUAUUAAAAAUAUAUAUUGUUAAAUUAAGUCUGCUGUCUGGACAAUGACUGUUUGUUUUGUUCUCUUGUAGUGGAGUUUCAAAGAGCACUAUUAUUUUCCUCUUCUAUAUUAUUAUGAAAACAGAAAAAAAAAACCAGAAAGGCAUUUUAACUUUGUACUUGAAAACGAAAAAGAAAAAAAACCGACAAAAAAAAACAAAACAAAAAAAAAACUAAACGAAAGAGUUCAUGUGUUUUAGCCUAGGCAUUGAAGUAGCUGAUGCUUAACUCUUUGUGGGAAAUCAUGUAUUAUUCAUCCUGACGAAUAAACGCUGUCGCGGACUUGGUAACCCCCUCGACCCCGUCGCUUCGCUGCGCUCGAGCCCUGACAUUCCAUGCUGCCGGCGCCCGCCCUCCUCGGUUCUUUCCUUUGGGCCCUCGGGCCCGGCCGUCUCUUGCCGCUUGGUUUGGUUUUGGUUCUUCUCCUCUUUUUUCUUUGUUUUUGUUUUUUUUUUUUUUAAUUUUUUUUGUUUGUUUUUUGUUUUUUUAGGGUCGCUUCUAUAUUUAUUGACAAUAACUAAUGUGCAUUUCACAGUAUGGUCCUCUGCGGCGGCCGGCCCCGGCCCCCGCCCGCCUGUUGUAUCUGUGUAAGUAAAUGCUCGUGACAUAGCUGUUCUGAACUAAUUAAAAAGGUCAAUGCGUGCAGCAGAUGUAGGGAGUCUGUCCGUUUUCGCUUCCAUCCCACCUUUCUUUUUUCUCUUUGGUGCCCAGACAACUAUAAUAAUAAAGAAAAGACAAAAAAAGCUCCUUUCUAAUGUACUUGUGCUGGAGAACACUUGAAUAAAUGUACUGUUUUGUGCAAAAAAAAAAAACAAAAAAAAGGAAAAAAAGGAAAAAAAAAAACCCCAAA